AUGGCCUCUGAGGAACCAGAAAAAGUCGUCGCAACGAAUGGUGUCGAAGCAGAGGACCAUGUAGUUGAAAAGGAGGCAUCACAUCGCAGACGAGUCAGUCUGGUUGAGAAUAUUGAGGGCGAAAUCGAGAAUCCGCUCAAAGACAUCUCAAGAGAAGAGCUCCUCGAAAGGGUCGCUCGCUUCCACCAAGACAAGGGCCUUCCAGAAGACGUUCUUCCUCUUCUGAGAAAAGGUGCACUUGUCGCGCAGAACCCUGCUGGAUUCGAGUCUCUUGAGGAAUUGGACGAGUCUGACAAGACAGCCCUCCGCGAGGAGGUGACGCACCGUUGGAGGCAACCUUGGCCAUUGUACUAUACAAUUAUCCUCAAUUCAAUCGCUGCAGCCAUUCAAGGAUGGGAUCAAACUGGCUCCAAUGGAGCGAAUCUGAGCUUCCCAGUGGCAUUGGGCAUCCCUGACACUGCGGGCUCGUCAUGUGGCCCAGUAGCCAACGAAGGCGAUUGCGCCAAGAACAGUUGGAUCAUUGGAUUUGUCAAUUCGAUGCCCUACAUUACGAUUUGUCUCUUUGCUGGCUGGAUUUCUGAUCCCUUGAAUGACUGGCUUGGCCGUCGAGGUGUUAUUUUCAUUGCUGCCAUCUUUUCUCUAAUCGCCCCCUUUGGCAUGGGCGUAUCGCAGACUUGGGGACAACUGGCAGCGUCCAGAAUGCUCCUUGGCAUUGGCAUGGGUUUGAAAGAGGUCACGGUGCCCGUCUUCUCGGCUGAAAACGCACCAGCCAUUAUCCGUGGCGGCCUGGUCAUGUCGUGGCAGAUGUGGACGGCUUUUGGAAUCUUCUUGGGUACUUGCGCAAAUCUGGCGGUUGGAAAGUCUGGCGAGAUCGCCUGGCGCCUGCAAUUUGCCUCUGCCUUUAUUCCUGCAGUCCCUCUGGUCAUUGGGGUUUACUUUUGCCCGGAGAGUCCUCGAUGGUGCAUGAAGAAGAAGCGAUAUGACCAGGCGUGGAAAUCUCUGCUGAAGCUCCGGCACACACCCAUGCAGGCGGCCAGAGACCUGUUCUACAUCAACUGCCUCCUGGAGCAGGAAGAUGAGCUCGUCAAGGAGGCCGGCCUCAAGGUUACCAGCAGUGUCUUUACCCGGUUUGUCGAGUUAUUCACCAUUCCUCGUGUCCGUCGCGCGACGUGGGCGUCUGGAAUAGUCAUGAUUGCGCAGCAAAUGUGUGGAAUAAACAUCAUUGCCUUUUACAGCAGUACGAUUUUCAAGCAAAGUGGUAUCGAUGAUUACACUGCUCUUUGGGCAAGCUUUGGAUUUGGCUUGAUCAACUUCCUCUUUGCCUGGCCUGCGGUGUGGACUAUUGAUACGUUUGGUCGACGAGCACUGCUACUCUUUACAUUUCCCAACAUGUUUUGGACGCUUCUUGUCGCCGGUCUCUGCUACUUGAUCGACAAAGGCGUCGAAAACAGCACGGCACGAAUCGCCUCCGUCGCCACAUUUGUCUAUCUCUUUGCCGCCUUUUAUUCUCCAGGCGAGGGCCCCGUGCCGUUCAUGUACUCGGCCGAAGUGUUUCCUCUAUCCCAUCGUGAAAUUGGCAUGUCCUGGGCCGUGGCGACAAACAACUUUUGGGCCUCUGUGCUCUCACUCACUUUCCCUCGCAUGCUUAUUGCCAUGAGCCCGACGGGAGCGUUUGGGUUCUACGCUGGCCUCAACCUGGUGGCCCUGGUGCUCAUCUUUUUGUUUGUGCCCGAGACGAAACAAAAGACGCUGGAAGAGCUCGACUAUGUCUUUGCCGUGCCCGAUCGCACACAUGCGCGGUAUCAGCUGCAAACGGUGCUCCCAUGGUGGUUUAGACGAUGGUUUCUCUGGCGUCGAAACGAAACAUGCCCGCCGCUGUACCGCGAUCAUACCCAGGGUGCUGUGAAGGCGUGA
Molecule: messenger RNA, 1914 nt
Organism: Pochonia chlamydosporia 170
Lineage: Eukaryota; Fungi; Ascomycota; Sordariomycetes; Hypocreales; Clavicipitaceae
Product: sugar porter (SP) family MFS transporter
Exons: 8
Coding region: 1-1914 (637 amino acids)
Biological process (GO): transmembrane transport
Cellular component (GO): membrane
Molecular function (GO): myo-inositol:proton symporter activity
Source: RefSeq, a predicted model, not a curated record